AUGCAGGGAACACAGGCGUCUCGAUACCGCACGGUCGAACUAAAGCUCCUCGUCGACUGCGGCAUCUUUUUCUCCUACAACAACACUACCCCUCUUCGCCAGCUCCCGCUUCUGGAUCCCGAACGCCGCAGACUCCCCAAAGCCAUUCCACCACACAUACUGCCACCGUUGGUGGCUUUGUCCAGCCAAACCAUAUCGACGCCUCCUGUGUCUCUGGCCGAAAAAGUUGGUAUCCUGACUCUGUAA
Podospora bellae-mahoneyi is the source of this 246-nucleotide messenger RNA. RefSeq lists its product as uncharacterized. The coding region runs from base 1 to 246 and encodes 81 amino acids. NCBI's taxonomy places the organism in Eukaryota, Fungi, Ascomycota, Sordariomycetes, Sordariales, Podosporaceae. The transcript has 3 exons. The record is from RefSeq and is a predicted model, not a curated record.